GAUGCAUCGAAGCUGCAGCAAAACUUGCGCCGCUGAUUUCUAGAUCACAUGAACGGGAUGAAAGCCUUGUGCUGUUUUUACUUCGUCCAGUUCAUUUGAAAGGAAGAUUUGGUAAACCGCGCAGGUUCUGACAAGACAAGAAAUUAUUGAUUUGCAGGCCUUUAUCUCGCGCCUUCACAGUAUCCGCGUACACGACCCUCGAGCCUGAUACAGUGAAAUAUUGCACGAUGCCCAAGUCAAAGGAAGUUCUGUCAUCUACUUCUGGCAGUGCCAGUGCCAGUGACUCAGACAGUGAGGCUGAGACCAAGGCCAAGAAGAGAAAGCAAGCAGCGCCAGAGAAACUAGCAGCUAAGAAACCGAAAGGAGGGGAGAGUUCCAAACCCGGUGGAACCUCCAAGGAAAGCGGCAACAAGGACAAGGAUGACAACAAGUUCCAGAUUGGGAAGAUGAGGUAUGUGAGUGUUCGUGAGUUCAAAGGCAAGUGUCUGAUUGACAUCCGUGAGUACUGGAUGGACCAGGAGGGAGAGAUGAAGCCGGGCAGGAAAGGUAUCUCACUAAACCCAGAGCAGUGGAACCAGCUGAAGGAUCAAAUCUCUGAGAUCGACGACGCUGUGAAGGCGAUAUAAGAGGGAGGCCUCUGGCUGCCUGGGAUUUACCAUCCACAACCAUACAUUCUGUUUGUGUUCUUAACUUUGCCACCAUUUUUUAUAUUGUUAUUGAAACAUUUUUAAAGGAAGAGACCCACAUUUUUUAAGUGAACGACCAAGACAACAUUGUGUAUAUUUUAAGGUUUAAGUUUCUGUUUACUUCUUGUGCUGUGUUUGAAAACCCAAUGUAUGUUAUGCUUGUUGAGUGCUUCAGAUGUAUGUGUGUUUGUGUCUUACUGGGUUUGCUAUAAUAAGUAAUCAAUAAAAGCCAUUUAAAGGGA
This is a messenger RNA of Oncorhynchus gorbuscha (pink salmon), 928 nucleotides long. RefSeq names its product activated RNA polymerase II transcriptional coactivator p15-like. Gene Ontology annotation, molecular function: DNA binding; transcription coactivator activity. Bases 228 to 626 code for a protein of 132 amino acids. NCBI's taxonomy places the organism in Eukaryota, Metazoa, Chordata, Actinopteri, Salmoniformes, Salmonidae. Gene Ontology annotation, cellular component: nucleus; transcription regulator complex. Gene Ontology annotation, biological process: positive regulation of transcription initiation by RNA polymerase II. The record is from RefSeq and is a predicted model, not a curated record. The transcript is spliced from 5 exons.